GGCGUGCGGAGUUGAGACUGGGAUUUAGCUUCUCUGCGUAGGUGUCCGGCUUUGAAAUGCAGCGGGACUUAGUGAGUUUCCCGCUGUCCCCAGCGGUGCGGGUGAAGCUGGUGUCUGCAGGUUUCCAGACGGCUGAGGAACUCCUAGAGAUAAAACCGUCCGAGCUCAGCAAAGAAGUUGGGAUAUCUAAAGAGGAAGCCUUGGAAACUCUGCAAAUUAUAAGAAGAGAAUGUCUCACAAGUAAACCAAGAUAUGCUGCUACAGCUGAGUUAGGCAAGAAGUGUACAGCACUGGAACUUCUUGAGCAGGAGCAUACCCAGAGCUUCAUAAUUACCUUCUGUUCAGCACUAGAUAAUAUUCUUGGGGGUGGAAUACCCUUAACCAAAACAACAGAAAUUUGUGGUGUACCGGGUAUUGGAAAAACACAAUUAUGUAUGCAGUUGGCAGUAGAUGUGCAAAUACCAGAAUGUUUUGGAGGAGUGGAAGGUGAAGCAGUUUUUAUUGAUACUGAAGGAAGUUUCAUGGUUGAUAGAGUGGUAGACCUUGCUGCUGCGUGCAUUCAGCACCUUCACCUUAUAGCAGGAACACAUAUGGGAGAGGAGCACCCAAAAGCUUUGGAGGAUUUCACUCUUGAAAAUAUUCUUUCCCAUAUUUACUAUUUUCGUUGUCGUGACUAUACAGAGCUAUUGGCACAAGUUUAUCUCCUUCCAGACUUCCUUUCAGAACACUCAAAGGUUCGAUUAGUGAUAGUGGAUGGUAUUGCUUUUCCUUUUCGUCAUGACCUAGAUGACCUGUCCCUUCGUACUCGAUUACUAAAUGGCCUAGCCCAGCAAAUGAUCAGCCUUGCAAAUAGCCACAGAUUAGCUGUACUUUUAACUAAUCAGAUGACAACGAAGAUUGAUAGAAAUCGGGCCUUACUGGUUCCUGCGUUGGGGGAGAGUUGGGGACAUGCUGCUACAAUACGGCUAAUCUUUCAUUGGGAUCAAAAGCAAAGGAAUUCCACUCUCCCAUUCAUGGCUACAGUGUUGGAGUCCCCAGAAUGCUCAGAAUCUCCUCAGGCCUCCAACAGCAUGAUCACCUGUGACUUGGCUCUGGAAGCCAUGAGGAAGCAGCCUGGUGGCCAGCCUGGCAAAGUCAACACUGGGCCCCAGUCCUGAGUGGCCACCACCAGCCACCAGCCUCAUUCAGAAUGUGCUGGGCUCAUCAGAGCUCUUCUCCUCCCCUCCUGGUAGACUAGACAGGCUGCAGCAAGCAGAAGCAGUUGGGUUCUUUUAUAUCAAAACAGCAAAACACCAAAAGGGAAGUUGAGAGAACCCCACUAUUUACUCUCCAAGCCACACUCAAGCCUUCCUGACAUCCUGUAACCAUGUGCCUUGAACCAAGUAGAAAAUAAACUCCAGGGGUGCCUGGGUGGCUCAGUUGUUAAGCGUCUGCCUUUGGUGCAGGUCAUGAUCCUGGGGUCCUGGGAUCGAGUCCUACAUCGGGCUCCCUGCUGAGCAGGGAGUCUGCUUCUCCCUCUCCCUCUGCCCUCCCCCUGCUUGUGUGCACUCUCUCUCUCUCAUAUAAAUAAAUAAAAUCUUUAAAAAAAAAAACUCCAAGCAGCCAGUAAAAAAGAAAUCAACAUUACAUUGUAUGUAAAUAAGUGGUCCUGUUAACUCAGUUUAUGAUUUUUCUCUAAGUUAGAAUCUGCAUUUUGUGCAGUUAUGUCAAAUCUUUUUUGGGGGGAGAGGGAUAUGGUAUUUUUUAAAAUUUAAAUUCAAUUAGCCAUCAAAGUACAUCAUUAGUUUCAGGUGUAGUGUUCAACAAUCCAUCAGUUGUGUAGAACACCCGGUGCUCAUCACAUACAUCAAUUUUUUAAAACUGGUAAAUUGUGGGGUGCCUGGCUGGCUCAGUCAGUAGAUCAUGCAACUUGAUCUUGGGGUUCUGAGUUCAAGCCCCAUGUUGGGUAUAGAGCCUACUUAAAAAUUUUUUUAAAUUGUGGUAAAUCGUACAUAUCAUAAAGUGUAUCACUUUAAUCGUUUAAGCGUAGUUUGGUGAUAUGAAGUACAUUCACAUUAUUGUGCAGUCAUCACCACCAUCCAUCUCCAGAACUUUUGCAUCUUCCCCAACUGAAACUGUUCCCAUUCCCACCUAUUCUUCCCUCCCCCGAGCCUAUGGCAACCACCAUUCUACCUUCUGUCUCUGAAUCUGACUACUCUAGGCACCUCAUAUAAGUGGAAUGAUAACAAUAUUUGUCCUGUUGUGCCUGGCCUUUUUUCACUUAGCAUAGUUUUCAGUGUUCACUAUUACAUGUGACAAGAACUUGCCUUUUCAAGACUAAAUAAUACUCUGUUAUAUGUAUAAACUACAUUUUGUUGGGGCGCCUGGGUGGCUCAGGUGGUUAAGCGUCUGCCUUCGGCUCAGGUCAUGGUCCCAGGGUCCUGGGAUCGAGCCCCGCACCGGGCUCCCUGCUCCACAGGAAGC
Molecule: messenger RNA, 2463 nt
Organism: Zalophus californianus (California sea lion)
Lineage: Eukaryota; Metazoa; Chordata; Mammalia; Carnivora; Otariidae
Gene: RAD51C
Product: RAD51 paralog C
Exons: 8
Coding region: 57-1157 (366 amino acids)
Biological process (GO): reciprocal meiotic recombination; meiotic DNA recombinase assembly; multicellular organism development
Cellular component (GO): Rad51B-Rad51C-Rad51D-XRCC2 complex; replication fork; Rad51C-XRCC3 complex
Molecular function (GO): ATP binding; ATP-dependent DNA damage sensor activity; four-way junction DNA binding
Source: RefSeq, a predicted model, not a curated record